Molecule: messenger RNA, 1217 nt
Organism: Emiliania huxleyi CCMP1516
Lineage: Eukaryota; Haptophyta; Isochrysidales; Noelaerhabdaceae
Exons: 1
Coding region: 580-816 (78 amino acids)
Source: RefSeq, a predicted model, not a curated record
AAGGGGGAAUUUAUUUGUUUGGGGGGUGUUCGACCGGGCUAUGCAUACAGAGUCUGGCGUAAUCGAGAUCUCUGCGAGAGAGUAGUAGAUCGCAGACAGUGUAGAUCGCAGACCAGGAGAGAGGAGUGCAGGAGAUCCUAGCCGAUUCUACCACACAGUCGGGCUUGGACCUUGGUUGAAGAGGCUAGUUCCAUUUCAAAGUGGCACCGCCCGCGUUGUAUCCUGUUCGUAGCCAGGUAGCUGUGAAGAGGAUGCGAACCCAUCGUCCGAUAUUGCUUCUUGCUUUUGGUAUAGGGCUGAAAUUCUUCGGCAAAUGGCACACAUGGAGUCGGGGGCGAGCGGCUGCCAAGAAGGCGCGCUGUACCCCCUUGCGAGCAUGUACGAGGUUGCCCGAAAUGCCGCCUGCCGUUUGGUAGAUUGGAAGAAGACCCUUGGACCAAAGCAGCCCGGAGAAUCGGCGCGCAGUCCCAGACUGACGGCCGGUGGCAUGAAGCAAGAUCGACUUCGGACCAAGUGUCACGUGACGCAAACGUGACGAAAUUGCCAAUUUGCGCCCUCGGCCCGACCUCUUGGCUAGAAAUGACUCCCCCGAUGCUCGGUUUGAACAUCUCGCAAGCUGGCGUCGCUCGCAUAACUGUGACAGGGCGAUCCUCCCCUCGACGGAAGGGAGAUCCAGAGCAGCUCCUGCUCUGCCCGCCGCCUGGCUGUUUGGCGACAGCAGAAGCCCGCGCAACUGCGUGGGUCCGCGCCACAGGUAGAGACGUUGAGCUUGGCAAUGAUUUGGUUGUCGUUCGGUCACGGGGCCUGGCGAGGUAGGAGCAGUGCCGAUGCGGCGAAUAGUCGUGCUUAGCUUCCUAGGCACCCGCAAAUGUGCCCUCAACGCGAUGCGUCGGCCGGCGGCGCGAGAGGAGGGCCGUGCGGCCCCGUCGGUGCGCCGCGCUGUCGCUCCGCCGCUAGCCGAGCCAAGGCACGCCAUCGCCAUCGGGGUGGCGAUGGAUGCGUGCUGGCGAGGGUCGGGGCGGCGGUCCUGACGCGCCGCUGCGUGGCCGCAGUGGCGCGCUCGACGCCGUGCGUCGAGUAGAGGAGCCGCGACGAGGGCGAGGCCGCCCUGUCGCCGCGUGGCGAGCCAGGCCUGUCCGCCGAGCCGCUGCGAGCCGCUUGCCCGUAAGACGGCGUCGGCAGCGUGUGCAGCUGGCGAGGCGGUGGCCGCAUUCGGC